Mytilus trossulus (common blue mussel) is the source of this 2335-nucleotide messenger RNA. RefSeq lists its product as uncharacterized. The transcript is spliced from 8 exons. The record is from RefSeq and is a predicted model, not a curated record. Lineage: Eukaryota; Metazoa; Mollusca; Bivalvia; Mytilida; Mytilidae. Bases 93 to 1403 code for a protein of 436 amino acids.
UGGAUCUGACCAAUACUCAUAGACGUCGGACACAAGAGUUAUUUCAUCCUGGACAUUGGCAUCGUGAGCAUCGUUUGCUGAAAGGUCCAGCGAUGUGUAAUAUGAUCAGAGACGGAACAGCGCCGCAACAUUCCCAGGACGAUUCAGCUAUAUCAUAUGGAAUAUAUAGUUCAUUAAAUAACACAUGUAAUAAAUGUUGUAAUCGUGAUUGUGAGAAUAGUUUCAUUCAUAUAGAUAAAAUAUAUCAUCAAAAAUUUAUACCUGCACAAAACACGUGUUGGGAUUGUAAUACACUAAGACGAUAUUCGGUCAAGCCUAAAAUGUUCCGGACUUUAGGUCACUGUGUUUUGUUUGUAUUGUUUGUUUUUACUUGUUUUGGAAUAUUAUAUGGAAAUUCAACACGACAAAACAAAACAUUCAUCAGUGAAGGUGAUAAUGAAAUAGAUCUUGGAGGACCAUCAAAAUUUCAAGUCGAAAAUUAUUUAUCUCGGGGAGUAUCUUUAGAACAAUUUAGAACUUUGUCAAGGAAGGCAAAAAGUUUUCGUGAUAUUUAUAGAAUGUUUAUCCAAAAGAAAAACGUAACUGAUGCUCAAAUCGAUGAAAUAUUAACAACAAGGACAUUAAAAGACACAAUUCGGAAGAAAGAAAUUGAUUACGAAGGUGAAAAUUAUGAUGAUCCUAAUCCAAUAGAUGAUGAUCUUCAAAGAGUUGCUGAUGAGGCAUUUUUGCAUUACUUGGCAGUAAAAGAACACCCUUUAGGAAGUUGUAAUGAUCCCACACCGGAACUACAUCAUAUACCACCAGAAGGAAAUAAAUUAUUUUUCCCAGAAUACACUAUUCUUCAUGUAUGUCGGAAUGUAAGCGGAUGUUGCUGGAAUCCAAGUCAAGAAUGUGGAGAAAAAGAUAUAGAAAUAAUAACAAAGCCAUUUAUUGUAGCAGAAAUCCAGCAUUCCCAGAGAGGUGACGAGGUCAAUAUACCAGAUUCUAACAAAGUAGAAGUCAAAUUUUUCAAAAAUGUCACUCGGUGUGGGUGUAAAGAUUUGAAGCCUUUACCUAAAUGCGAUAAACACUGUCCAUUUCCAUUCAUCAAGAAAAGACCCGGAUUUGAAUGUGUGUGUGACUGUAACGAUGAUACACUUCAAUGCUUAAAAAUUAAGUUUGGGAUAGAGCCAUUGAAUGGUGAAGAUUUUGACUGUGUUAAAAGUGGUCGGUGUAUAAAGCCUUUAUGUGAUUCUGGUGCAUUUGAUAUGAGAAAAGGAUAUUGCGAAGGGACUCCAAAUGCACGGUAUAAUGUACAUGUACUAUACACCACCAGACGAUCAAAGCGUAGAGCUAUAACUUCUUCGCACCGAAAGCAGUAUACUAAAUUUAGAUUUUUUCAAGAAAGAGACCGGAAGUCAUAGAAUAUUGAUUUUAUAAAAUCUGACAACGUUAUUGUUUACUACCUCAACAUUUUGUGCCAUACAUUUCAUCGCCUUAUUAAAUUAUAUCAAGUAAACACUUCUGAAUGAUAUGUUGGAUGGCCAGAGAUCAACAUCAUAACUUGACAAUCAUAGAACGCUAGAAUCGGCUGCGGAAUAAGGAGACGUAAUCAACAUAAUGGUUUGAUAUUUGUUCACUACUUCACGUUUAAAUAUACCAUUGAGUGUUUCUUGGUUACUAUGUCUCCAGCUAAAACUAGCAGGAUUAGUGUUGUCCAAAAUUAUUUAACACAUGUCUUUCCGUUCUUCGAAGUAUUGGCGAACAUUUUCUACAACUGCUGAAUCUUAUAUUCUUUAUUCGAAUAAUGAUAGUUCAAUGGUAAUUUUAAACGCUGUGUAACUGCAUGUAAUUGUUCCGUUUGAUCGGUUUAUCUUCCAUUUACUGAAAAAUUUAUCAUAAGAGUAAAAACAUUCAAUGAGAAUAACAAUUGGCGAUUGAUUGACAGCUGAAAGUGAGAUGCACAUUUAUUUUUGAAAGUUUUUGUAUAAAAUAACUUAUCUCAAUGAUUAAAUGACAAAGUGUGAAACAAUUUACUUUAAUUUCAUUAUAGCGGAAUGAAUCUCUAACAGACAUUAGUGAUAUUAAGAUAUAUUUGUAUGCCUAGAUUGAUAUAUGUGAUAUGAUAAUAUACGUACUCAGUAAGCAUACUUUUAGAAGUCCUGUUCGACUUCUGUGAUUCCUCAGAAUUCAAGAUUAAAAAAAAUGAUUAAUAUAUAUAAGAGUUAACUUUUGUUAUUUUUUUCCACAAUCUAUUUUCAUUUAUCAACAUUGAAGUAUUUUAAUAUAAUUGCGCUUUUAUAUAUUCUAAUGAAAUAGUAUACAUGCAUACGGUCAAUGGGGUAGAGAACGUAUA